Messenger RNA from Racocetra fulgida, 492 nucleotides. The record is from the annotation of a GenBank genome assembly. NCBI's taxonomy places the organism in Eukaryota, Fungi, Glomeromycota, Glomeromycetes, Diversisporales, Gigasporaceae.
AUGUUUCUGAGCAGCAAUCUAAUUUAUUUAUUAGAAUAGAUUCCGUUAAGCAAACUGACCCUAGUGUUAAACAAACUAACACUAAUGUUGAACAAACUAACACUAAUGUUGAACAAACUAACAUUAAUGUUGAACAAACUAACACAAAUAUUGAAAUGUCUACCUUAGCUUGUGAAAAUAAUAUUUCUUCCAAAAAUGCGGAAAUAGACAUAUUGUCUGAAAAUAUAGAAUUAGGAGAUAAAUUUUCAGAAAAUACAGAAUUAGAAGAAAAUUUGGAUGAAGACUUAGAAGAUGAACAGACAAACGUUUCAAAUUUUGAUAACUAUUUGCAAGAAUGGUUAGACAUACUAGAAGAAGAAAGGCAACGAUUUGAAGAUGAGGACACUAAAGAAGAUAUGGAUGAAAAUGAAUCUCCUGUAAAUGAUACUCAUCCUGCGGUUGACAAUAAUGCGAAAUGGGAAUUGGCUACCCUUUUUAAAAAAUUAGAGUUAA